CUGAGGCGUUCGGAUGCCCCUUUUCAGGACUAGAGUUUGUACAGAGCCGUGUCAUCAUGGCGGUCGGGGCCUGCCUGACUCGGCCCCUUGCCGGAUGCCUCUGCGCGACAAGCUACGACACGCAGCUGUACCUCAAAAAGCGAAACAACAGCCUUGUCUUGCUACUUUAUUGUUCACAGACAAAGAGGCACCUCCCGACGUUUGAGGCCUUUUCGUCAUUACUAACCCGAAUUUGAUUCAGUCUUCAACUCAACAUGGGUGACAGCGAGGUCUUGCUUAUCUUGCUGCACUGGACACCUCCAGAAGCGUUCGUCCGGAUGCUGUCACAGCGCAGCCCCGGCAUUCGUGUGAUCGUGCACACGACCUCGAUGAGCGAUACAGAAGUCCCCAAAGAAAUCACCGACGAGACGUGGGCAUCUGUUACCGCGCUCCUGACUUGGAAGCUGCUUCCAACAAAGGAACAAGCUCCAAACCUUCGAUACGUCCAACUCCUGAGUGCCGGCGCGAAUCAAAUUUUUGGCAAACCCAUCUUCGAAGACACUGAUAUCGAUUUUUGCACUGCCAACGGCGUGCAUCCACCUCAAAUCGCCGAAUGGGUUUUCGCAACCUUCCUCGGCUUCCAACAUCAUCUUGCGGAGCACUAUGAUAACCAGAAGCUGGGCAAGUGGGUUGAUCCUGAGUCGGACGAAGAUGUUGAAGACGCUGUCGGUCUGCGAGUAGGAAUCCUGGGCUAUGGCUGCAUUGGCCGUCAAGUUGCUAGAGUAGCAAAAGCCUUUGGCAUGGAGAGUUAUGCCUUCACUCUACACGAACGUCCAACUGCUGAGUCGAGAAAAGAUGACUCUUUUACCGAACCUGCUAUGGGCGACCCUCAGGGAGACUUCCCGUCGAAGUGGUUCUCUGGUACCAAGCAGCUGAAUGAUUUCCUCGACUCGGAUCUAGAUCUCCUCGUCAUCACCCUACCACUCACGCCGUUGACCAAGCACAUGAUUUCGGCCGAGCAAUUCACGAUUCUCAGUAAAAAGAGGACUUUUCUCAGCAACGCAGGUAGAGGGGCCAUCGUCCACACUGAGGACUUGAUCGAGGCGCUUCAACAGGGAAAAAUAAGAGGCGCAGCGCUUGAUGUCACGGAUCCCGAGCCAUUGCCUCAGGACCAUCCGCUGUGGAAGGCCCCCAACGUCACUAUUACACCGCAUUGCAGCGGCAACUCAAAUCACUAUAACGAACGAGUUCUGAAAAUUCUUGCAUACAACCUGGAGCGAAAAGCUCAAGGGAAGACAGUCGUCAACAAGGUAGAUAGACGCCUGAGAUACUGACAGCACUCCAAGAUAUCUACUCUGCGACCCUUCUUAUGGUUAUCGAUUCCACUAUCCCUCCGCAGACUAUAUUAUAUUGUUAGGGGAUAAAAGAACAUAGACUUAUACUUGCCAUGAAACUUAAUGCCAGUAUCUACACUUACAG
Messenger RNA from Exophiala dermatitidis NIH/UT8656, 1458 nucleotides. RefSeq names its product D-3-phosphoglycerate dehydrogenase. NCBI's taxonomy places the organism in Eukaryota, Fungi, Ascomycota, Eurotiomycetes, Chaetothyriales, Herpotrichiellaceae. The record is from RefSeq and is a predicted model, not a curated record. Gene Ontology annotation, molecular function: NAD binding. The transcript is spliced from 5 exons. The coding region runs from base 255 to 1313 and encodes 352 amino acids.